This is a messenger RNA of Nicotiana tabacum (common tobacco), 741 nucleotides long. Its product is annotated as auxin-responsive protein SAUR68-like. Gene Ontology annotation, biological process: response to auxin. NCBI's taxonomy places the organism in Eukaryota, Viridiplantae, Streptophyta, Magnoliopsida, Solanales, Solanaceae. The record is from RefSeq and is a predicted model, not a curated record.
CCAGCAGACAUCACCACAUGGUUUUGCCUUUUGGCGAAUAAUAGCAAAAUCUUCAGCUGCAACUCAAAGCCUAUCUAAGGCCUCCAGUAUAAAUAAUCCUCUUUAUGGAACUUCUAAUUAUCCAAGCUUCAAAGUUUUCAAUUAUAUCUACUUUACUGUCAAACAAUGCUCAGUGCUAAGAAACUCAUGAAGAUGGCCAGAAAAUGGCAGAAGUUUACAGCCAUUCAAAGGAAGAGGAUAUCACUUCCAAGAAAUGGCAAUGAUGCAGACUACAGUACAACAUUAUCAUCUAUAGUUGAGAAAGGCCAUUUUGUAGUGUACACAGCUGAUCAAAGGCGCUUUGCGAUUCCAUUAUCUUAUCUGGAAAAUGAGGUCAUUAGGCAACUCUUGGAAAUGUCUGAAGAAGAGUUUGGGCUGCUUAGUUGUGGACCUAUUACAUUGCCAUGUGAUUCACUUUUCAUGGAUUACAUCAUUUUGCUAAUCAAGAAAGGAGCAGCAGCUGGAGAUCUUCACAAAGCAUUGCUCCUCUCAAUCACUUCAUGUUGCAGAUUAACAUCUUUACAACCCCAAUGGGAAAACCAGCAGCUACUUGUCUAUUGAGCCAUUAUCAACAUCUUUUUUCUUCAUAUAUGAUAGCUCAAAUAGUUUUGUAGAAUAGGCGAAGAGUAUAAUAAAUGUAAAGUGCAUCAUACAUAUUGAAUAUAUAUUCAUCAAGAACUUCACUGUUUCAAUUUUCAUCAA